AUGUCUUAUAAGAGCGGCACACCAUGGCAGGACAGGUUGGAUGAGGCUUGCCGGGAAAUCCAGAUUGGAACGCCAGUAUUCCAGAUUAUAUCCGACAGACGAGGAGGCCGCACCGCGUGGUCCAGCCGAGUGACCAUCAAUGGAAAAACACUCCAGGCUCGUUUCUGGUACGACGGGAAGAAUCUCAACAAUGCCAAAGAGGACGCUGCCGAGAUGGCUCUGACCUACCUCAGCGGUUCGAGCCCCGCGUCGCCAUCCACCAGCCGGGGCGGAUGGUAG
This is a messenger RNA of Lasiosphaeria miniovina, 279 nucleotides long. RefSeq lists its product as uncharacterized. The transcript has 3 exons. The record is from RefSeq and is a predicted model, not a curated record. Lineage: Eukaryota; Fungi; Ascomycota; Sordariomycetes; Sordariales; Lasiosphaeriaceae. Bases 1 to 279 code for a protein of 92 amino acids.